AAUGGGGGGAAACAUCGGUGCCCAAUUCAAGUUAGGUUAAAGAUUAAACCACUCCCACUGCUGGGGGAUAUCGGGAAGGUAGUAGUAAUAUACUGUGAUUGAAAUCUUCAAGAUUCAUAUCUAGGUGAAAAUGGCCGUGACGGAAUCGUCCUACUCAACGCCCAAGUGGUGGAAAGAAGCUGGUAUGUUUAAUUAAUCCCCAACAUCCUGGCAUUCGGAGACUAAUAAUGUGGUUACUAGUGGUCUACCAAAUUUACCCGGCGAGCUUUCAGUGCCAGCCUGGUGUCACUUCGGGAUGGGGCACCAUCAAGGGCAUCACGUCGCGGCUCGACUACUUGAAGUCCUUGGGUGUCGAUGUGGUCUGGUCUUCGCCGAUCCUGAAGUCGCCGCAGGCUGAUAUGGGCUACGACAUUGCCGACUACAAACAGAUCGACGAGCGCUAUGGAUCCCUGGAGGAUGUAGACGAAUUGAUCACCGAGCUCAAGAAGCGCGACAUGAAGCUCAUGAUGGACUUGGUAGUGAAUCAUACCAGCAAUGAGCAUCCAUGGUUCCUCGAGAGUCGCGCGAGCCUCGACAAUCCUAAACGCAAUUGGUAUAUUUGGAAAAAGCCGAAGAGUAUCAGUCCUGACGGUGUACCGGAACCGCCCAAUAACUGGGCGCAAAUCCUAGGCGAAGCCAAUUCAGCUUGGACGUAUGAUGAGAAGACUGGCGAGUUCUACCUCAGUCUUUUCACGCCGGAACAACCUGAUCUGAAUUGGGAAACCCCCGAGGUUCGGGCGGCUGUUUGGGACGUGAUGCAUUUUUGGAUGAAACGGGGCGCAAGCGGGUUUCGAAUGGAUGUUAUCAACCUGAUCUCUAAAGACCCCAGCUACCCCGACGCCGACAUCGUCCUGGAUCCGGAGCAUAGAUAUCAACCCGGGUCAAAGUAUUUCGUCAACGGACCCAAAUUACACGACUAUCUGCGAGAGAUGUACCGAGAGGUGUUGAGUAAAUAUGAUACGAUUACCGUUGGUGAAAUGCCUGGAGUUAGCGACGAGAAGGAGAUUCUGCGAAGCGUCGGUGCCGACUCCGAGGAGUUGAGAAUGAUCUUCAUCUUCGACCUGGUCGACAUCGACAAGCCGAACGUUAGGAUGGCCCUCAGACCAUGGAACGUCAAAGAGAUGAAAUCAAUCAUCGCGAGAUGGCAACGAAUCAUGAUCCAGGAUAAUGGAUGGAAUUCAGUCUUCAUCGAGAACCACGACAACCCGAGGUCCGUCUCACGAUAUACUGACGAUAGUGACGAAUGGCGCGAAAAGGGGGCUAAACUCCUCGCGCUCAUGCAGACCACCCUCGGAGGUACGCUUUUUGUCUACCAGGGAGAAGAAAUCGGAAUGCGCAAUGCGCCAACGACCUGGGACAUCUCCGAAUUCAAAGAUAUCGAGACCAUCAAUUUCUGGAAGAAGUGCGAGCAGCUGUAUGCAAACGACAAGGAGAAAUUAGCCUAUAGUCGUAAAAUCAUCGAUAUGAAAGCACGCGAUCAUGCUCGAACCCCAAUGCAAUGGACGGCAGGGGAGAAUGCAGGCUUCUGUGACCCGGGUACGACGCCGUGGAUGAGAGUUAUGGAUGACUAUCCGACAGUAAAUGUUGAGGCCCAGUUGAAGGCAGAUGAUCAGAAGGAGCUUUCAGUGUGGAAAUUCUGGCAGGAAGCGUUGAGGCAGAGGAAAGACCAUGCUGACGUCUUCGUGUACGGAAAUUUCCAAGAGCUAUCUCCUGAACAUCCAGAGGUCUUUGCUUAUGUUCGUACGAGCACAAGAGGCGACCCCUGGCUCGUUGUCCUUAACUUUUCUAAGAAAGAAUUAGAGUGGGCGGUGCCUCAGGGAUUGGAAAUCGAGUCUUGGAUCUCGACUAAUUAUUCGAAGGGCAUCCCAGACAAACCAAAGCAGUCGAGUGUGCCUCUAAAGCCCUGGGAGGGCAUGUUGGGACGGUGCAAGUAGACAACGUUGGUGACGCGUCUCUUAAGGCGUACGCCCUGCGUGUGCUAUACUAGAGCGCAU
This is a messenger RNA of Annulohypoxylon truncatum, 2033 nucleotides long. RefSeq names its product glycoside hydrolase family 13 protein. Gene Ontology annotation, biological process: oligosaccharide catabolic process. Bases 228 to 1973 code for a protein of 581 amino acids. Lineage: Eukaryota; Fungi; Ascomycota; Sordariomycetes; Xylariales; Hypoxylaceae. Gene Ontology annotation, molecular function: alpha-amylase activity. The transcript is spliced from 3 exons. The record is from RefSeq and is a predicted model, not a curated record.